AUGACUCAACAUGUUAACAGCAAAUUAGUCGAAACAAAUCUUCGACAUCGAUUCGAAUAUUUAGCGAAAUUUGUCAAUUUUACUACUGAUGAUAUCGCCAUACUUAACGUUCUCGGUAAAAUGGCAUCAGGAUUAGUUCCAAUUAUUGUUGAUAAGAUUUUUCAACGACUUUUGGAUUUCGAUAUUACAAAACGUUAUUUUCUUAUGCGACAUUUUGGUUAUGCGGGACCGGUGACUGUCAAUGAAUCUGAACUCACAUUAGAAUCUGAACAAAUGUGUUUUCGACGAACAAGUCUCGCCAAAUAUCUUAAAAGAAUUCUUCGACAAAAAGUUUGGAAUGAUGCUUUUCUUGAAUAUUUAUCAUAUGUUGGUAAAAUUCAUACAAGUAUGGCUGGUUCACAUUCAAUUGAUGUGGAUUUUAUUCACAUCAAUAUUCUUUUUGGUUAUAUCGAACAUAUUUUACUCGAUAUUGUUCUUUCCAAUGAACAAAUUGAUGAUAAAACAAAGAAAUCAGCAAUUCUUGCUUUGAACAAAUUCUUCUGGAUUCAAAAUGAUUUUUUCUCAAUGCAUUAUAUUAAACAAACGAAUACGAAUGAAGUGAAAUGUUGUUUACCAAGAAUGACAAAUACGCGAAUCGGUUGUUUGCAAAUUUAA
Molecule: messenger RNA, 654 nt
Organism: Adineta ricciae
Lineage: Eukaryota; Metazoa; Rotifera; Eurotatoria; Adinetida; Adinetidae
Source: the annotation of a GenBank genome assembly